AUGGUUCUUCUGUCGAAAAUCACAGAAGAAGCAAUUGUGGAUAAUUUACGAAAACGUUAUAUGGAUGAUUACAUAUUUACUUGCAUCGGAUCUGUAUUAAUAUCUGUUAAUCCUUUUAAACAAAUGCCUUAUUUCACCGAUAAAGAAAUUGAAACAUAUCAGGGAGCAGCUCCUUAUGAAAAUCCACCUCAUAUUUAUGGAUUGGCAGAUGAGAUGUUUAGAAACAUGAUCAUAGAUAGAGAAAAUCAAUGUGUUAUAAUAAGUGGAGAGUCUGGAGCUGGAAAAACAGUGGCAGCUAAAUAUAUUAUGUCAUUUAUUACCAAAGUAUCGGGAGGUGGUUUAAAAGUUCAACAUGUGAAAAAUGUCGUUUUAAAAUCAAAUCCAUUAUUAGAAGCUUUUGGAAAUGCCAAAACUGUCAGAAAUAAUAAUUCGAGCAGAUUUGGGAAGUAUGUUGAAAUGUUAUUUGACGUUAGAGGUGAGCCAAUUGGAGGUAAAAUUUCAAAUUUUUUAUUGGAAAAAUCUCGAGAUCUUGGUAUAUUAAAUCCUGAAUAUUUUAAUUAUCUUACCUUUGGUGGAAAUUACUUAGUCGAAGGUACAAACGAUGCCAAAAAUUUUAAAGAAACUCUGGAAGCUAUGAAUGUAAUGGGUUUGAGCAAAAAAAAACAAUUCUCCAUUUUAAAAAUUGUGUCUUCUGUACUGCACUUGGGAAAUAUAAAUUUUUCCAAAAAUGGAAAUUAUGCCGUUGUCGAAAACGAAAAAUUUUUAACUUAUCCUGCUUAUUUGCUUGAUGUAAAAGUUGAAGAAUUAAAAUCAAAACUUAUUAGUAGGAAAUUUGAUGGAAAAUGGGGAUCCCAGUCGGAUACCGUAAAUGUAACAUUAAACAUCGAACAAGCUUGUUACACAAGGGAUGCUCUCGCUAAAGCUAUUUAUUCGAAAUUAUUUGAUUAUUUAGUCAAUGUCGUUAAUGAUGCGAUGGCAACUAAGGCAAACACUUACAACGUAGGAAUUUUGGAUAUUUACGGAUUUGAAAUAUUUGACAAAAAUGGUUUCGAACAGUUUUGCAUUAAUUUCGUUAAUGAAAAACUUCAACAAAUAUUUAUAGAAUUGACUCUUAAAUCCGAACAGGAAGAAUACGCCGCGGAAAAAAUCGAAUGGACUCCGAUUCAUUAUUUCAAUAAUAAAAUCGUUUGCGAAUUGAUCGAGGGUAAAAAACCACCGGGAAUAUUUUGCAUAUUGGACGAUGUGUGUGCCACGCUUCACGCCGUGUCCUCCGGUGCUGAUUUGGAUUUUCAAAAGAAACUCAAUAAAGCCGUCCGACAGCACGAUCAUUACGUCGAGGGAAACGAUAGUUUUAUAAUUCAUCAUUACGCGGGAAAAGUUUCCUACGACGUACACGGUUUUUGCGAUAAAAAUCGCGACGUUUUAUUUUCCGAUUUGGUGGAAUUGAUGCAAUCGAGCGAAAGCAAAUUACUUUGUAGACUUUUUCAACACGAGGAUCGCAGCAGCGGCAGCAGCAGCAAUAGAAGAAAGUCACGUCCGACUACGGCGGGAAAUAAAAUUCGUACUCAAGCAAAUGCGCUCGUGGAAAAAUUAAAAAAUUGCAGGCCUCAUUACGUGAGAUGCAUAAAACCGAACGAAACGAAAAAGUCGAAAGAAUGGCUGGAGUCCAGCGUGAGGCAUCAAGUCGAAUAUCUCGGGCUCAAGGAAAAUAUAAGAGUGCGAAGAGCCGGAUUUGCUUAUCGAAGACUUUUUCAAAAAUUUUUAUUCAGAUACGGUAUAUUAACCAAAGAAACAAAAAACGGUCGUUUUUGGCGGGGAGGAGAUGACAAAUCUGGAGUUGAAUGGAUCAUGAAAAAAUUAAACAUUCCACUGGGAUCUUAUCAGUUGGGAAUGACAAAAGUUUUUAUCAAAGCUCCCGAAACGCUUUUCAUGCUCGAAGAAAUGCGGGAAAAGAAAUACAACGAUUAUGCUCGAAUCAUACAGAAAGCGUUUAAAAAACAUUUCGCACGCCGACAGCGCGACAAAGAAAAAUUGGAAGCCUCGAAUUUGGUCGUAGGAAAAAAACAAAGGAGAAAAAAUUCGCUGAAUAGAAAUUUUGUGGGAGACUACGUCGGAGUGGGUCACGUUCCGUCGUUGGUGACAUUAAUCGGACGAAAAGAAAAAAUCGUUUUCGCGCAAACUGUUAAAAAAUACGACAGGAAUUUCAAAACGAAUCAAAGAUGUUUAAUUCUCACGGAAACGACUUUGUUUCUUAUCGAAACAAGAGACAAAACGUGUAGGGAAACGAUAAAGAGGAAAAUCGAUUUGGAAAAAAUUGACGGAGUUACUCUGAGCACGCUGAAGGAUGAUUUGAUCGUGAUACGAGUGAGAGAAAGUUACGACAGCCUUUUAGAAAUCACGUUCAAAACGGAAUUUUUGUAUUGUCUGAGUAAAAAGUACGAAUCGAGAGUCGGAAGUCCUUUAACCAUAACGUUUUCGAACAAGUUUGAAUUUAAAAUCAAAAAAGAAGAUUGGGGAGGAGGAGGAGGAAUGAGAUUCGUGAAUUUCAUACAGAGCGAGAGCGACAAUCUAGGAGAGCUGGAAAUUUUUAAAUCGUCGGGAAAAGUUUUAAACGUUACCGUGUCCAGGGGUUUACCCAACACUUCAGGUACGCGCGCGUUUCCGGAAAAAAGUAACGUAGCAUCUAGUCACAAGAAAAACAGUACAACAAAAAACAUACAAGUAUUUAAAGGAUCAGCUGCUCCACCGCCUCCGAGUGAUCCCGUACCACCCAAUCAACCUGUAAUAUCAUCAUUUAAAUUCAACUACCAAAGAUUUAACGAAGGAAAAUCCAAAGAAAUCAUUCCGAACGGGUUACUCGCUCACGUGACAAAUACCAACACCGUUACCAAUGAUAAUAUUCUCAAAUCCAAGAUGGAGAAACCGAUACCCGGAGGUGGGAAACCCAGGCCUCCUCUAAAGCCCAAACCCGUCAUGCUAUCGAGGUGCAAAGCCGUGUACGAUUACGUGGCUCAAGAUUUGGACGAACUUUCCCUAACGUACGGAGAUAUAAUAACGAUAGUCAAAGAACAUGAAGGCGGUUGGUGGCAGGGACGUCUGAAAGGAAAAGAAGGAUUGUUUCCUUCGAAUUACGUGGAAAAAAUGUGA
This is a messenger RNA of Pediculus humanus corporis (human body louse), 3147 nucleotides long. RefSeq names its product myosin Ie, putative. Gene Ontology annotation, biological process: actin filament organization; vesicle transport along actin filament. Lineage: Eukaryota; Metazoa; Arthropoda; Insecta; Psocodea; Pediculidae. The transcript is spliced from 15 exons. The record is from RefSeq and is a predicted model, not a curated record. Gene Ontology annotation, molecular function: microfilament motor activity; actin filament binding; ATP binding. The coding region runs from base 1 to 3147 and encodes 1048 amino acids. Gene Ontology annotation, cellular component: plasma membrane; actin cytoskeleton; cytoplasm.